Messenger RNA from Truncatella angustata, 706 nucleotides. RefSeq lists its product as uncharacterized. The record is from RefSeq and is a predicted model, not a curated record. The transcript is spliced from 2 exons. The coding region runs from base 359 to 508 and encodes 49 amino acids. Gene Ontology annotation, biological process: regulation of DNA-templated transcription. Gene Ontology annotation, molecular function: zinc ion binding; DNA-binding transcription factor activity, RNA polymerase II-specific. Lineage: Eukaryota; Fungi; Ascomycota; Sordariomycetes; Amphisphaeriales; Sporocadaceae.
CCCUACAGGGCGAUCAAAUUGCUUGAAGAAGACUUGGAGGAAUCGAUGUUGCAUACCUAUGCUUACGUGGGGUGUAUGAUGGGACGUAAAGCCAUGGCGUUGCAAGCAGGGAUUGAAGAGGUCUAGCCCGCCGUUUAGGCAGCCCAUCCAAUUUGCCUCUGAGCAUACCACCUCAGUCCACGCGGGCGCAGGGACUGCUGCAGCACCCAGAGAUAGAGAGUCGCUGGCCCAGUCGCUUGGGAGUGUGCAACCUCAAACGUCUCUGUGAGUUAUCUUAUACACUGCAGGCUCACAAGACAUCACGAUCGUUUCUAGGCCACCGCUCGAGCGAUUUGGCAAAUGCCAUCUCUUGCGAACAAUGUCAGAACAUACAUACUCCUCUGCCAGCAUUUCAUCUCCCGUCAGUAUCAAAGAAGUGCCGCAAUCCCGUCUACAGCAGCAAUACUCUUGUGUCGCCUGUAAAAAGCGCAAAGUACGCUGCGAUCGCCAGAUGCCAUGCUUAAGGUAGAAUCUGUCUCCUGUAUCAGUUGCAUUGAAACAGGUCUGGAAUGUAUUCCUGGUUCGCGGGCACCAUAUACACGUCGACGACAUACAAGCGUGCCGGAGCCGUCGAUAAUGAAGUCGUCAACUACGCCGGUUGUGGUUAGUCGUGAUAUUGCCGGCGCAUCCGGACCCGUGCCCAGCUUCGGCCAGUAUGUAAACAUGC